CUGAGGCAGCAGAUGCACUUCUAGGCACUCAACUACUUAGGAUCUUCACAGUUUCUAACUUAAACUUUCAAACAUUUAUACAGUUAUCAGUUAUGUGGUACAAGCCGAUACAAGGAAAGAAUAUCUCUGCAAUCUGCUUCACAGUGAUUUGUAUCUUUUCCUCAACUAUCUGCAGUGAUGAAGAUGAUAUUGUUCUAACAAAAUCUGGAAAAGUAAAAGGAAUACAAAUAUCAGUGUUUUCUAAGACAAUUACAGCUUUCCUCGGGAUACCAUAUGCAGAACCACCACUUGGAGCUUUGAGAUUUAAAAAACCUGAGCCGAUCCAACCAUGGUCUGAAGUGUGGAAUGCUACAGAAUAUGGAAAUUCCUGCUACCAAUAUGUUGAUCAAACAUUCCCUGGGUUUUCUGGGGCUGAAAUGUGGAAUCCAAAUACACAAUUAAGUGAAGACUGUCUUUACCUUAAUAUAUGGAUACCAAGUCCAAAGCCAAGAAAUGCCAGUGUCAUGAUUUGGAUAUAUGGUGGUGGUUUUCAGACAGGAACAUCCUCAUUAGAUAUUUAUGAUGGCAAGUUUUUAGCUCGGAAUGAACGUGUUAUUGUAGUAUCACUGAACUAUAGAGUGGGGAUUUUAGGCUUUUUGGCUUUUCCUGGUAACCCAGAAGCACCAGGAAAUGCUGGCCUGUUUGAUCAGAGGUUAGCACUUCAGUGGAUUCAUGAAAAUAUUGCAGCAUUUGGUGGUAAUCCAAAAAGUAUAACUCUUUUUGGAGAAAGUGCAGGGGGAGGGUCUGUCAGUUAUCAUUUGCUUUCUCCUAAAAGUCAUCCGUAUUUUACCAGAGCCAUUAUGCAAAGUGGAACUGCAAAUUCCCCUUGGGGUGCUAUUAGUGGCACAGAAGCCCAUAAUCGAGCUCUGAUUAUAGCAAACAUGUUGAGCUGUUCCUUCAGAAAUGAGACAGAAAUAAUUGCUUGUAUGCGGAGUAAGACUCCUCAAGAAAUGAUUGAAAGGUCACUUUCUAUUGUAACAGAUAAAUCAUUAAUAGAACUUAAUCUUCCUCCAGCAGUUGAUGGAGAUUUUCUCAUUGAUUUACCUGAAAAUCUUCUGCAACUUGGACAACUUAAAAGAGAUGCACAGAUAUUAACGGGUGUUAAUAAGGAUGAAGGGACAUAUUUCUUAGUUUACCAAAUACCGGGGUUUAGUAAAGACCACGAAAGUUUUAUAAAUCAAACUCAGUUUCAAAAAAGUGUAAAACGAGCAUUUCCCAAAGCCACUGAACUUGCAGUCGACUCUGUAAUUUUUCACUACACAAACUGGGAAGAUGAACAUAAUCCAGUUCUUAAUCGUGAUGCCAUGGCAGAUAUAAUUGGGGAUUACAAUUUUGUUUGUCCGCUGCUAGAAUUCACAAAGAGAAAUGUGGAACUUGGAAACAAAGCCUAUAUAUACUUCUUCAACCACAGAUCGUCAAAACUAGCAUGGCCGGCUUGGAUGGGAGUUGUGCAUGGUUAUGAAAUUGAAUUUGUUUUUGGAAUUCCAAUGCAUAGGAGACUCAAUUACACAAAAGAGGAGGAACAAUUGAGUAGAACAGUGAUGAAGUUUUGGGCCAAUUUUGCAAAAACUGGCAAUCCAAAUGGAGCACAGUCUCAGGAAAACAGAUGGCCAGCUUUCACACUUGAUGAGCAACAUUACCUUAUUUUAGACACAGAAGACUUAAAGACAGAUCAGAAAAUGCGUGCCAAGCAGUGCAGAUUCUGGAACAAAUUCUAUCCCAAUAUCCUGCAGAUAACAGGAAAUAUUGAUGAAGUAGAACAACAGUGGAAGGAUGAAUUCCAUCGCUGGAACAAUUACAUGAUGGACUGGAAAAAUCAAUUUAAUGAUUACAGCAGUAAGAAGGAAAGCUGCACUGGUCUCUAAUUAAUGGCUUUACCCUAUAGAGAACCACAUACAUAGUAGGCACAUACAUAUUGGUAGCCAUUUCAAGUUUGGUAAUAUUCAAAUUAAACAGCAAAACAUUUUAGGAGGUAUAAAAAUAUACUUUAUUAUUGUUUGUGCAUUAUAAAGUCUUGUACUUCAUCAAAUCCUAUUUGUAUGUUAAUCAUUAAACACUCCAAAAUAGGGGCGAUGAGAUCGUAAAUUUACAGUACAUAUACAGACCAUAUUUAUGUUAAAAGAAAACAUCAAAACUAAAAAAAUUCUUAAGCCAGGCUAUGAAGUCUAUGAAGAAAUUGUUCUAUUUGUUAGGAAUAUAAAAGAGCCACAUGAUAUCUAUAGGAUAGGGGAAUAACUAUUAUGUCAGUAGGGGUCCAACCACUGGGACUCACACUGACCAUGUGAUUGGGGAUCUUGUACACUGCAGAAUGUCCAAAAUGAAUGGAAAGGCAGGUCCAUGUAUCACUAUGGGACUGCCAUGCCACUCAUCUCUAUGGGUCAGGCACUUAUACCUAACUAUCUAUCU
This is a messenger RNA of Bufo bufo (common toad), 2445 nucleotides long. RefSeq names its product butyrylcholinesterase (gene BCHE). NCBI's taxonomy places the organism in Eukaryota, Metazoa, Chordata, Amphibia, Anura, Bufonidae. Gene Ontology annotation, cellular component: plasma membrane. The transcript is spliced from 4 exons. Gene Ontology annotation, molecular function: acetylcholinesterase activity. Bases 93 to 1904 code for a protein of 603 amino acids. The record is from RefSeq and is a predicted model, not a curated record. Gene Ontology annotation, biological process: acetylcholine catabolic process; choline metabolic process.